This is a messenger RNA of Neltuma alba, 1763 nucleotides long. RefSeq names its product protein DETOXIFICATION 29-like. Gene Ontology annotation, molecular function: xenobiotic transmembrane transporter activity; antiporter activity. NCBI's taxonomy places the organism in Eukaryota, Viridiplantae, Streptophyta, Magnoliopsida, Fabales, Fabaceae. The transcript has 7 exons. The record is from RefSeq and is a predicted model, not a curated record. Gene Ontology annotation, cellular component: membrane. Gene Ontology annotation, biological process: xenobiotic detoxification by transmembrane export across the plasma membrane. The coding region runs from base 50 to 1579 and encodes 509 amino acids.
GGAAUAGAAUUGUGAUUUUUUUUUAAUAAAUAUAUCUCUCAAGAGAGUGAUGGAGGAUCGUGAAACUAACAGUCAGCCUCUCCUCGCCGCCACACCCUCACCGGAGGGACCUCAUCAUCAAAUCUCCGCCGCCGCUGCAAUUUUCAGCGCCGAAUCGUCUGACAUCCCUCUCAUCACCACUCCCAAAGAUUUCUUUACUCAAUUCUUCAUCGAGUCCAAGAAGCUCUGGUACCUCGCCGGUCCUGCCAUUUUCACCUCCAUUUCUCAAUACUCCCUCGGUGCCAUCACUCAGCUCCUCGCCGGUCAUGUCGGCACCCUCCAACUCGCCGCCGUCUCCGUCGAAAACUCCGUCAUCGCCGGCUUCUGCUUCGGCGUCAUGCUCGGGAUGGGGAGCGCGCUGGAGACGCUGUGCGGGCAAGCUUUCGGGGCGGGUCAGCUUGAUAUGUUAGGGAUUUACAUGCAGAGGUCAUGGGUGAUUCUGAACACGACGGCUCUGUUUCUGUGUCUAUUGUACAUCUUCGCGAGGCAAAUCCUGAGAGCGAUAGGGCAGAAGGCGGCGAUAUCGGAGGCGGCGGGCGUGUUCGCGGUGUGGAUGAUCCCGCAGCUGUUCGCUUACGCGAUGAACUUUCCAAUCCAGAAGUUCUUGCAGGCGCAGAGCAGGAUCAUGGUGAUGGCGUGGAUAUCGGCGGCGGCGCUGGUGGUUCACACGGUGAUGAGCUGGGCGCUGAUGCUGAAGGUGAAAUGGGGACUCGUCGGAGCAGCGAUCGUCCUGAACGCGUCGUGGUGGUUCAUCGUGCUGGGUCAACUGGCGUAUAUUUUUAGCGGAACGUGUGGGAGAGCUUGGAGUGGCUUUUCCAUCAAAGCCUUUCAGAAUCUGUGGGGUUUCGUUCGGCUUUCUCUGGCCUCCGCUGUCAUGCUCUGCUUGGAGGUGUGGUAUUUUAUGGCUCUGAUCUUGUUUGCUGGAUAUCUCAAGAACGCUGAAGUCUCCGUGGACGCCUUAUCUAUUUGCAUGAACAUAUUGGGUUGGACUGUGAUGGUCAGCUUCGGAAUGAACGCAGCCGUAAGUGUGAGAGUGUCCAAUGAACUGGGAGCAGCGCACCCAAGAACAGCCAAGUUUUCGCUGGUUGUGGCCAUAAUAACCUCGUUUCUGCUGGGACUUGUGAUGUCUCUUGUCCUCAUCGUCUUCCGGAAACAGUACCCAGCAUUGUUCUCGAGCGACACGCAAGUGCAAGAUCUGGUGGUGAAGCUCACACCCAUGUUGGCUUUCUGCAUCAUCAUCAACAACAUUCAGCCUGUUCUUUCCGGAGUCGCCAUUGGGGCAGGAUGGCAAACUGCUGUUGCUUACGUUAACAUCGCUUGUUAUUACCUUUUUGGUGUUCCUCUCGGUCUUGUUUUGGGUUACAUUCUCAAUCUUGGAGUCCUGGGGAUCUGGUCGGGAAUGUUGUCAGGGACCAUUUUACAGACAAUAGUUCUAUGCAUAAUGGUUUAUAAAACCAACUGGAACAAAGAGGCGUCACUUGCAGAAGAUAGGAUAAAGAAGUGGGGUGGGCACACUGAUUCAAAAGCAGGUGAAACUUGAAGGCGCAGAAAAUUCCUGCUUUGUGCAGAUUUUCUUUUUUUGGGAAAAAAAAUUAAUUGCUUUCAUUUGGAGGACGAGAAUACUCAGGAAUCAGGAUCCUCUAGUAAUUAUUGGAUUCCCAGCAUCUUAAAGGAAAAUUUUUCUCUCAUCAAUUUCAAAGAAAAUGGGUUCAUAAUUCGUCUCA